Molecule: messenger RNA, 1901 nt
Organism: Silurus meridionalis
Lineage: Eukaryota; Metazoa; Chordata; Actinopteri; Siluriformes; Siluridae
Gene: hoxb8b
Product: homeobox B8b
Exons: 2
Coding region: 338-1042 (234 amino acids)
Biological process (GO): regulation of transcription by RNA polymerase II
Cellular component (GO): nucleus
Molecular function (GO): RNA polymerase II transcription regulatory region sequence-specific DNA binding; DNA-binding transcription factor activity, RNA polymerase II-specific
Source: RefSeq, a predicted model, not a curated record
UCACUCUGCAAUCACCAGCGCGCGCCGUCGUCUUUUUGGAAAUGACGGGGCCAAAAAAAAAGGCGUCAGUAAUACUGAAAACGCAGAACUGUUCUGCACAGCUCAGCAGGAGGAACGAAAAACAUUAUUUUAUGAAACCUCGCCACUAAAAAAUGCUAUUUGAUUACACUCGCGGGAAAAUUUGUUCAGAAGCCUGAAUCUGCACGUGAAUAUAUACGAAACAGUGCCCGAUAAUUGCGCGUUCCCGUAGCCCGUGUGACUUUAGCCGCUCCUAGAACGGGGCUGAUGUAAUUGAAUGUUUUCAUCGAGUUUUUUCUAAAAACAGGGUUUUAAGAAAAUGAGUUCAUAUUUCGUUAAUUCACUCUUUAGCAAAUUUAAAGGGAGCGACACCAUCCGUCCAAACUACUACGAGUGUUCUGGGUACACGCAGGAGCUUGCGGGCAGACCGUCAGUGCUGUACGGACACAGCACAGGAUCAACAUUUCAACACACUUCCCAGCUUCCGGAGUUUUAUCACCACGGAGCCUCGACGUUCUCCCACGCACCGUACCAACACAGCCAGUACCACGGGGAUUCCGCCGCGAACCUUCUCGCUCAGGAUGCCUUACAGAGACAGACUUUCUUCGGCACGCAAGAUGCGGAUUUAGCGCAGUUUGGAGACUACAGUGUAAAAGCAAGCUACAUUAGUGAGGACUUGGAGAGCGCAGAAACGUCCCCAACGCAGCUUUUCCCCUGGAUGCGACCACAAGCCACCGGCCGAAGGCGGGGAAGGCAGACGUACAGUCGCUACCAGACUCUCGAGCUGGAGAAGGAGUUUUUGUUUAAUCCGUACCUGAACCGCAAGCGGCGCGUGGAGGUUUCGCGAGCGCUCUGUCUGACCGAGCGCCAGGUGAAGAUCUGGUUUCAGAACCGGCGCAUGAAAUGGAAGAAGGAGAACAACAAGGACAAGUUCCCGAGCAGCAGAGCUGAACAAGAGCAGAUCGAGAAGCAGAGACGCGAAUGCGUCGAUUCAGGGAAACCCACGCCAGGAGAGGAGGACUAAGAGGACGCGGAACUCAGAACGCAGCGAAGCCGUGCUCCCAUUAGCGUCGAAACAUUUUCUGUAGUCCGCUAAAAAGAGAAAUCACGUGAUGUAAGCACUUGAUCUCUAAUUAAGAGAUUUACCUUGUUUUGUCUAACAAAACAAGGUAUUUCUCAUUUCAUUGCCACUGGGAGUGUAAUAAUACUACUACUACUAAUAAUAAUAAUCAUAAUAAUAAUAAUAAUCAUAAUAAGAAGAAGAAUACAGUGACACUCUUUUUGUUGUUAAUAAUAAAUUCACAUAAGUGUAAAUAUUUGCCUAUUUCAUUCAUUGUAACUCCAGGCAUUUUACCUCAGAAAUGCCAAGCGUUCAUAGUUGGCACCUGUACAGUGUGUGUGUGUGUGUGUGUGUGUGUGUGUGUGUGUGUGUGUGUGUGUGUGUGUGUGUGAUAUUGGGGAAGUAAACCCACAUCCCAGUUCUGUCUAUUAUGUAGAUUAUCACUCUAAAGAUUGUUCGAGAGCUGAUGCCUUUUCACCUUCUGCAUGACGUUUCAUUUAAAUUACCGUAAGAUUUUAUUUACCACAGUUGUAGUUAUUUUAUUGAAUAUAAUCAGGGAAUAAAUAGGCGCAUUUACUGUAGUAGUAUAGGCUACAUAAUAUGCACUUGUGAUGGCUGAUUAAUUAGAAUAGUAAUUUAUCAGGCUUAUCAAAUGUCAUAAACACUACCUAUAAGUAUUUUAGUUCAUAUUAUUAAAAGGCAAAUUUAAUGCGUGACUUACUGUAAAUAUACCAUACUCUGUUGAAUAUAGUCCUACAUAGGAUGAGGAUAUUUCAUUGUUUUGAAUGUUAUUGUUAUUUUAAUUGUUUGUGGUUGAAGGUGU